Molecule: messenger RNA, 2219 nt
Organism: Rosa rugosa (rugosa rose)
Lineage: Eukaryota; Viridiplantae; Streptophyta; Magnoliopsida; Rosales; Rosaceae
Product: methyl jasmonate esterase 1-like
Exons: 3
Coding region: 1020-1949 (309 amino acids)
Biological process (GO): salicylic acid metabolic process; jasmonic acid metabolic process
Molecular function (GO): methyl salicylate esterase activity; methyl indole-3-acetate esterase activity; methyl jasmonate esterase activity
Source: RefSeq, a predicted model, not a curated record
AGCAUCAGUGGUAUAAUUUUCAGGGAUGCGUGAUGCUGAUAAUUAUUUGGCGUUAAAUCUGUUAUCAGAUUUUCCGUCUUUCAUGAUCCUUCUAGAGUUUUGUUACCAGCUUUUCUUAUUUGCUUUUUUUUUUUUUUAUGAUUUCCAUCUAGCUUAUUUUUCUUUUAUAACCUUUUUCAUGAAAUUCUCUGUUUUUCUUUUUGCUAAACUUUUGCAUAAACAACAUAGAUAUGAACUAUUCUAUUUGGUGUGUAAAUAAAGGAGUGUCGGCCCCGAGACUCAUCACCUUCGCAUGUUUAACUUUCUUUGGCUCUAUCUUUCCUAGCAAGAUCAGCAAGUCCUUUGUUCAUUUAAUUGCCUGCUAUUGGAUAAAGGAGGAAUUAACAAGUGGAUGAGUGAGAAUACUCGUAGAUUAUACUUGGUUCCAAACGACUUAAGCAUUGUACGGUAGCAAUUCAUGUACUAGACUGUAGAAUCUGCGAGAGAGAAUAAUGCAGUUCGUUUGAUUGAACCAUGAAGACCUCUGUGCCUUUAAAUUAUUGGAGAUGUUCAAAGGAAGGAGAAAGUAAAAUCUAUGAUAGGACAAGUGGAGUGCGAUCUUGUGGUCAUGAAAAUAAUAAUAGAGAAAGAAAAGAGGUUCAUGGGUUCAGAUCAUUACCCUGUUUCACGAAGUCUUAGAAUUACAUAAUAGAUUUGUGCACGGGUGAUGCUUCUAGAUCUUGAUCAGUGCAAGCUUUAUGUAAACGAGAGAAACACUACCAUAGAUUAGUCCUACCUGCGACAUUAGGAUCACUUUCACUAGAAACGGUAGGAGAAGGUGACUUUUAUACCUAGGAAUGAUUAGUCUAGGGUUUAGGUAUUAAUACCCACCAAAGCUGACUUUCACUAGAAACGGUAGGAGAAGGUGACUUUUAUACCCACCAAAGCUGAGUUUUUUUUUUCAAAAAGACUACAACUGACUUUUCAAAUCGUAAUCAUCUUAUCUUUGUAUUAAUAAAUGGAAAACGGGUGAGGAAUAAAUGAAGGAUUUGGGUUCCUCCAAGUAUAUAAGCAAGACCAGAGCACAUGCAGGCUUAGGAAAGACUCUGGUGAAAAUGGAGAAUAUAAGAGUGAAGCAUUUUGUGCCUUUUCUUUUGCUUCUUUGCUUGGCAAGAAUCUGUACUAAUAUUGUUGAAGCUGACCAAAUCUCAUCUGGGAAGAAGCAUUUUGUGCUGGUUCAUGGAGCUGGUCACGGAGCUUGGUGUUGGUAUAAGCUGGCAACUCUAUUGAACUCUACAGGUCACAAUGUUACAACUAUAGACCUUGCAGCAUCCGGUAUCAACCCGAUCCAGGUACAGCAAGUUCAUUCGUUCUCAGACUACGUUGAGCCAUUGAUCAAAUUUCUGGGGUCUCUGUUACCAAAAGAGAGGCUUAUCCUGGUUGGCCACAGCAUGGGUGGGGCCGUGAUAUCAAUUGCCAUGGAGAGGUUCCCUGAGAAAAUUGCUGCAGCUGUUUAUGCCACUGCUUUGAUGCCUGGUCCUGCUCUGAGUUACUUGACUAUUUUUGAGAAGAUUCAGGAAAGAUCGGUGUUGACUGACACUCAGUAUAGAUAUGAUCAGGGGGCCAACAAUCCUCCAACCUCGCUACUCUUUGGACCAAAACAAUUGUCUUCGAGACUGUACCAGCUAUCGCCACCAGAGGAUCUAGAACUAGCAUUGUCAUUGGUGAGAUUUUCCCCUCUAUUUAUUGAAGAAAUAAAACUCACUGAGGAGAAGUACGGAUUGGUUCCAAGAGUUUUCAUCGUGUGUGACCAGGACCUUUCAAUAGAGGAGGAUCUGCAAACGUGGAUGAUCAGGAAAAAUUCCCCAAAUGAAGUGAAGGUGAUAAAUGGUUCCGAUCACAUGGUCAUGUUCUCUAGACCAUUGGAGCUGUUCUCCAACCUCCUGAACGUUGCUGAGAAAUAUUCUUAAAGAUCUUGAUUACCUAGCUAGUUAUAUAAAUUACUAGUUAGAAGCCCAGAAAUUCAUUAGUGUAUGAAUAAUUGAAGUAGAUUAGCUACCCUCUUUGGUGACUAUCUAUAUAUAUCUAUGUGUGUGUGUGCGCGCGCGCGCGCGGGGAUAACUUUCAGAAAGUAAAUCACAUUUUAGGUGUAAACUAUUCUUACAAAAUUACCAAUAGAAGUCAUUUUGAAAAAUAAAAACAAGUCUCAUUUGGACUAUAACAUCUGUCGUAAUUUUCUC